CGACGCGCUGUUCUUUGUACUUACAAAAGGCUCUCAAUCUAAUGAGACGAUAAAACGAACCUAUUUAAAUGGUUGGACUUUCAAAAACUGGAGGUGUAUAUCUGCAUUUUGUUUGGAUUACUACAUUGGCAUGAUGUGGAAUAACAAAGGAUUCAUUCCACAAAGGCAGAGUGUAAAAUGGCAAGCAAGGCUCUCCAUUGUCCUUUUAUGUGCGCUGAGCGCCGUGACCGGGCAAAUUCGUUACUCCAUUCCAGAAGAAAUGAGGCCAGGAUUGUUUGUCGGAGAUGUGGCGAAGGAUCUCGGUUUGGAUGUAAAAAGGUUGGUGUCUGGUCGCGCACGUCUUGUUAUUGAUGAUAGUAGGCAAUAUGUCGAGCUGAACCGUAACAAAGGACACUUGGUGGUAAAAGAGAGAAUAGACAGAGAGCAGCUCUGUGGACAAAAAUCUCCGUGUAGUUUCGGUCUUGAGAUUUUGCUUGAAAACCCUCUCGAGUUUUUCUCGAUUACUGUCGAGAUUCAGGACAUCAAUGAUCACGCGCCUGUUUUCUCACAGAAAGAAAUGAUUCUCGAGAUUAGCGAGUCCGCCCCUAUAGACAGCAUUUUCUUGUUGGAUACAGCAGCGGAUCCAGAUGUUGGUUUGAAUUCUCUGCAGAGCUAUAGUCUGAAACCUACAGAUUAUUUUGCUUUAAAGCAACACACACGUUCAGACGGAAGCAAGUAUGCAGAAAUGGUUUUGCAGUCUGUGCUGGACCGAGAGAAACAGAGCGAACAUUCACUGGUAUUAACGGCUAUUGAUGGUGGAGACCCUCCACGGUCUGGAACCAUUAAAAUAAUAGUUACUCUCAUUGAUGUCAACGAUAAUGCACCAAUAUUUACUGAGUCGAUGUAUAAAGCAAAUACAGCUGAGGACGCAGUAAAGGGGACAUUGAUAACUAAAGUAAGUGCAUCUGAUGCAGAUGAAGGUUAUAAUGGCAAUGUGACGUAUUCAUUUACGUACAUUGGAGAGGACGCAGCGCAGGUCUUUCAAAUCAAUCCGCAUACAGGGGAAAUCAACCUUAUCGGAAAUUUAGAUUUUGAAUCUAUUCAGCAUUACGAAAUUAACCUUCAGGCAAAAGACCCCGGGGGUCUUGCAGGUGCUAGUAAACUGAUUAUAGAUGUUUUAGACGCAAAUGACAACAGUCCGGUUAUAACUAUGACGUCAUUUUCGGGAAAGAUCCAAGAGGAUUCUCCACCCGGCACGGUUGUAGCUUUGAUAAGCGUCCAGGAUUUGGACUCCGGUAAAAAUGGACAAGUCCGCUUAAGCGUAGAGCAAAACUCUCCUUUUGCAAUUAAACCAUCGCCGCGAAAGUACUACACUUUGGUAACCGAUGCGCCGCUUGACCGAGAAAAAGUGUCCGGUUAUAAUCUGACUCUGGUGGCAUCAGACGAGGGCACCCCCUCAUUGUUUAGUAAAAAAUCUAUUUCUCUAGAUAUCACUGAUAUUAAUGAUAAUGCACCAGUCUUUAGUCAGCGUGAAUAUAAAACACAUAUAUUAGAGAAUAAUUCUCCCGGCGUUUCUCUGCUGACUCUUCAAGCAACGGACCCUGAUGCAGGGCAAAACGCGCGUGUCGCAUAUUAUCUUAUAGAUACGGAUGUAAACGGUUCUCCUGUCUCAACAUACUUCUCUGUUAACGCAGACAAUGGAAUUAUCCACGCGGUCCGAUCGUUCGAUUUCGAGCAGAUGAAAGCGUUUAAAAUACACGUGAGAGCGCUGGAUGGCGGGUCUCCACCUCUCGGUUCUAAUGCUACAGUUCUGAUAUACAUUCAAGAUCAGAAUGACAACGCGCCUCAGGUUCUGUAUCCGGUCCAGUCUGGUGCUUCUGUGGUGGCUGAAAUAGUGCCUCGUUCGGCAGAUGUGGGUUAUCUGGUCACUAAAGUGGUGGCUGUUGAUGUGGACUCUGGACAGAAUGCCUGGCUCUCAUAUAAACUGCAGAAAGCCACAGACAGGGCGCUGUUUGAAGUGGGCUUACAGAAUGGAGAAAUAAGAACUGUACGUCAAGUGACAGAUAAAGAUGCUGUGAAACAAAGGCUCACUGUUGUAGUGGAGGACAACGGGCAGCCCUCUCGUUCAGCUACAGUCAAUGUGAACGUGGCUGUGGCGGACAGCUUCCCUGAAGUGCUCUCCGAGUUCACUGACUUUACGCACGACAAGGAAUACAACGACAACCUGACUUUUUAUCUGGUCUUGGCCUUGGCUGCAGUCUCUUUUCUUUUCAUAACAUGUCUAGUCGUCAUAAUAUCUGUUAAAAUCUACAGAUGGAGGCAAUCUCGCUUGUAUUAUCAGUCUAGUCUCCCGGUUAUUCCGUACUAUCCGCCGCGUUACGCGGACUCCGUAGGCACAGGAACUCUGCAGCACGUGCAUAAUUACGAAAUUUACAGAACCACUGACUCAAGGAAAAGUGAUAUUAAGUAUCUCGGACCCAUCAGUCAAAGUCUGGUGAGUGUGGAUGCAAGUGGAACCGAAACUCUUCCAAAAGAGACACAAAACACUGACUACACUGAAGCAGGCAGCACACAGGUUAUUACCUGUUCUGUAUUUAACUACCGAAUAUACGAGUCUUGUAUCGCCAUGAUUAUCAAACAGCAUUCCUCGUCUGCGUGGAUUCGCCGCCUGCUUUUGUUUUUUGUUUCAUGUGAAGUGAUUGAGGCUCAAGUUCGAUACUCUAUUCCAGAGGAAAUGGUGGCCGGAUCUAUGAUUGGUGAUUUAUCGAGAGAUCUCGGACUGAGUGUUGGCAGACUAAAAUCCGGCCGUGCUCGUGUCGCGUCGGAGGACAGCAGCGAGUUGAUUCAGUUUCAGCCAGACAAAGGGAUUCUGCUUGUGAAAAGGCGCAUAGAUCGAGAAGAACUCUGUGGAGAGAAAUCACCGUGUAGCUUCAGCUUUGAGAUCGUUCUUGAAAAUCCAAUGGAGUUAUUCAGCGUCACAGUGGAAAUACUGGAUAUUAACGACAAUUCUCCCACUUUUCCGUCGAAAGAGAUCACAUUAGAUGUAAGUGAAUUGGCAAUGGUUGGUGCACAGUUCAUAUUAGGCAGUGCGGUUGAUCCCGAUGUGGGUAUAAAUACACUUCAAAGUUACAGCCUUAAACCAUCAACGCACUUUAGUCUAAAAGAGCAGACGCAUUCUGACGGAAGUACGCACGCUGAAAUGGUGCUCGACCGCCCGUUAGACAGAGAGCAGCAGGCGGAGAUGAGGCUCACUCUGACCGCGGCUGAUGGCGGCACUCCUCACCGCACUGGCACAGUGAGUAUCCGUGUCAUCAUUCAGGACGCAAAUGACAAUGCGCCAAUUUUUACACAAGCGGUAUACAAAGCUUCCGUUGCAGAGAACUCUUCUAAGGGUACUCUUAUUACUACUGUCUCUGCCAAUGAUAAAGACGAGGGAGCAUUUGGCCAUGUUACGUAUUACCUUGAUCAAAUAUCGCAAGCGAGCAGCGUGUUUACUCUUAAUCCUGACAACGGAGAGAUUCGAGUGCGUGGAGAUAUUGAUUAUGAGAAGACCAAGCAAUACCAAUUGACUGUAAUGGCAAAAGACAGGGGUUCUCUGUCGAAUGCAUGUAAAGUUAUUGUGGAAGUGACCGAUGUGAAUGAUAACGUGCCAGUGAUCAGCUUGACGUCGUUUUCGAAUAGCAUUGCAGAAGACUCGCCCACCGACACUACAGUUGCUAUAAUAAGUGUUAAAGAUGCGGAUUCAGGGAAGAAUGGUCUUAUAAGCUGCAGUAUAAGCCCCUCUUUGCCUUUUAAGAUGAAGUCUUCUCUGGCCAAUUACUACACUUUAGUAACAGAAGGUCCUUUGGACCGCGAAACUGUCUCUGAAUACAACAUUACCAUAACAGCGUCUGACCAGGGAUCUCCAUCAUUGCGCAAUAACAAGACACUUUUCGUCAGAAUUAAUGAUGUCAACGAUAAUAAUCCUGUUUUCGAUAAAAGUGCCUAUUCAGCCGUUAUUGCUGAAAACAAUCAUCCGGGUCAUUCAAUCACGUGCGUUCAUGCUCGGGAUGGAGACUCAAAGCAAAAUGCCAGAGUGGCUUACUUUCUUGAAGAUGUGCAGAUAAACGGUGAAUCAUUGUCCUCUCUUGUAUCAAUUAAUGCUGAAACAGGUAUUGUUUACGCCAUGCGUUCAUUUGACUAUGAAAAAAUGAAAUCUUUUGAAUUUAAAGUGAAAGCUCAGGACGGUGGUGCGCCUGCGCUUAGCAGCAGCGCACAAAUUAAAAUCGAAAUUCAAGACCAGAAUGACAACGCGCCUCAGGUUCUGUAUCCUGUCCAGUCUGGUGCUUCUGUGGUGGCUGAAAUAGUGCCUCGUUCGGCAGAUGUGGGUUAUCUGGUCACUAAAGUGGUGGCUGUUGAUGUGGACUCUGGACAGAAUGCCUGGCUCUCAUAUAAACUGCAGAAAGCCACAGACAGGGCGCUGUUUGAAGUGGGCUUACAGAAUGGAGAAAUAAGAACUGUACGUCAAGUGACAGAUAAAGAUGCUGUGAAACAAAGGCUCACUGUUGUAGUGGAGGACAACGGGCAGCCCUCUCGUUCAGCUACAGUCAAUGUGAACGUGGCGGUGGCGGACAGCUUCCCUGAAGUGCUCUCCGAGUUCACUGACUUUACGCACGACAAGGAAUACAACGACAACCUGACUUUUUAUCUCGUCUUGGCCUUGGCUGCAGUCUCGUUUCUUUUCAUAACAUGUCUAGUCAUCAUAAUAUCUGUUAAAAUCUUCAGAUGGAGGCAAUCUCGCUUGUAUUAUCAAUCAAGUCUCCCAGUUAUUCCGUACUAUCCGCCGCGUUACGCAGACACCGUGGGCACAGGAACUCUGAAGCACGUGCAUAAUUAUGAACUUUACAGCACGACAGAUUCCAGAAAAAGUGACCUUAAGUUUGUCAGACCUGCUAGUCAGGGCGUGUUGAUAGUGGACCCCAGUUCUACAGGUACAAUGCAACGUGCGCCCAGCGAGAACAACAUCAUGGAUGCACCAGAGUCAUACAUACAGAAGCAACAUUCAUUGUAUUUAUUGUUUGUUUAUCUUGUGAUUAUGGUGCAACGAGGCUGUUGGAUGGCAGAAUGCAAUCGUCAUUCUUUAGGAUGGAAAAUUCUGUGGCAGUUAUCGGUGUUUUUUUCUUGUUACUGUUGCAUUGCAAGUGGACAAAUGCGAUAUUCGAUUCCGGAGGAGAUGAAGAAAGGCUCGCUCAUUGGUAAUGUCGCACAAGAUCUGGGGCUCGAUUUGAAAAGGCUUCGAGCGGGCCGAGCGCGUAUCGUGACCGGAGAAAGCACUCAGUACGCAGAGCUGAAAACAGACAAAGGGAUUCUAGUCGUGAGUGAGAGAAUAGACCGAGAGCAGCUUUGCGGCGACAUCACACCGUGCAGCUUCAGCUUCGAGAUCAUUCUAGAGAAUCCAAUGGAGCUGCACCCAGUUACUAUUGAAGUUCUGGAUGAAAAUGAUCACGCGCCAUCGUUUCAGAACAAAGAAUUGCAAUUCGAAAUCAGCGAGUCUGCAGCUCUGGGCUCGCGCUUUUUACUGGACAGUGCGGAUGAUCACGAUGUAGGCGCGAACACACUGCAGAAUUAUAUCUUAUCCCCAAAUAAUCAUUUCGUUUUAAAACAACACUCGAAUCCAGACGGCAGUAAAUACGCAGAAAUGGUUUUACACAAAGUGUUAGACAGAGAGGAGUAUCCUCAUCUAUCCUUGAAGCUGGUCGCUUUAGAUGGCGGAAACCCGCAGAGGUCUGGCUCUGUUGUUAUCGAUGUUACAGUUCUGGAUGCGAAUGACAACGCUCCAGUAUUUAACCAGACCGUUUAUAGGGCAUCUGUGAUAGAAAAUUCACCGAAGAGCACUUAUAUUACUACCGUUAAUGCAACCGAUGCUGACGCUGGCUCGAAUGGGCGAAUAACUUACAAUUUUUAUAAACAAAAAGGAACUGCUGCGCAGUUAUUCAAUAUUGACAGCAACACGGGCGUAGUUUCUGUUGUUGGAGAAAUUGAUCACGAGAAAGAUGCUAAAUUUGAACUUACAGUCGAGGCGAGGGAUCAGGGUGGUUUGACUGAUUCGAGUAAAAUUGUAUUAGAAGUUAAUGAUGUAAACGAUAAUGCACCUGUAAUUAAUAUAAUGUCCUAUUCAAGCACCGUUUCCGAAGAUGCCCCUCCCGAUACCACAGUUGCAAUAAUUAAUGUUAAGGACUCAGACACUGAUGAUAAUGGCAAAGUCAGUUGUUUUAUCGAAGGAUCUGAAGCUUUUACAAUAAAAUCAACUUUAAGAAAUUAUUACUCUUUGGUCACGAAUGCUGUUUUAGAUCGUGAAAAGAUAUCAGAGUACAACAUUACUGUUACUGCGACUGAUUCCGGAAAUCCUCCUUUAACAAGCAGAAAAACAUUUAAUCUGAAGAUAACUGAUGUUAAUGAUAAUGCCCCGGUUUUUCAUGAAAAUGUUUAUAAUGCAUACUUGCAAGAGAAUAAUUCACCUGGUGUUUCGAUCCUCAAAAUCAAAGCUCAUGAUCCAGAUGAAAACCAAAAUGCUCGGAUAUCUUAUAUUCUAGAAGAAAGCGACCUGGGCGGGUCUCCUGUAGCAACAUACGUUUCGGUUAACGCGGAGAGCGGGGUUGUACAUGCAGUGCGUAAUUUUGAUUAUGAGCUGAUCAAAAACAUUCAUAUAACUAUUAUAGCGCAGGAUGGUGGCUCUCCUCCGCUUUGUAGCAACGUGACCGUGAACAUUCUCAUCCAAGACCAGAAUGACAACGCGCCUCAGGUUCUGUAUCCGGUCCAGUCUGGUGCUUCUGUGGUGGCUGAAAUAGUUCCUCGUUCGGCAGAUGUGGGUUAUCUGGUCACUAAAGUGGUGGCUGUUGAUGUGGACUCUGGACAGAAUGCCUGGCUCUCAUAUAAACUGCAGAAAGCCACAGACAGGGCGCUGUUUGAAGUGGGCUUACAGAAUGGAGAAAUAAGAACUGUACGUCAAGUGACAGAUAAAGAUGCUGUGAAACAAAGGCUCACUGUUGUAGUGGAGGACAACGGGCAGCCCUCUCGUUCAGCUACAGUCAAUGUGAACGUGGCGGUGGCGGACAGCUUCCCUGAAGUGCUCUCCGAGUUCACUGACUUUACGCACGACAAGGAAAACAACGACAACCUGACUUUGUAUCUGGUCUUGGCCUUGGCUGCAGUCUCGUUUCUUUUCAUAACAUGUCUAGUCGUCAUAAUAUCUGUUAAAAUCUACAGAUGGAGGCAAUCUCGUCUGUAUUACAAAUCCAAUCUCCCGGCUAUCCCGUACUAUCCGCCGCGUUACGCAGACACCAUGGGCACAGGAACUUUGCAGCACGGAUAUAAUUAUGAAGUUUAUAGGACGACUGAUUCCAGAAGGAGUGACUGUAAGUUUGUGAGACCCGCAAGUCAGAACGUGUUGAUAGUGGACUCCAAUCCUACAAGAACGAUGCAGCGCGCGCCCAACGAGAGAAACAUACUUGAUGAACAAGAGUCGCCGAUAGAGAAUUGUGAUUGUUUUGCUGAUUUUGCAAUGCAUAAGAAAGGAUUUAUGUCGCGUGGAUGUGAUGGAGGUUAUUGCCUUUGUGGGCGAAGCUGGCGAGCCAUCCUUGUGUUAUUAUAUUUUUCUGUGGCAAGUGGACAAAUGCGAUAUUCGAUUCCGGAGGAGAUGAAGAAAGGCUCGCUCAUUGGUAAUGUCGCACAAGAUCUGGGGCUCGAUUUGAAAAGGCUUCGAGCGGGCCGAGCGCGUAUCGUGACCGGAGAAAGCACUCAGUACGCAGAGCUGAAAACAGACAAAGGGAUUCUAGUCGUGAGUGAGAGAAUAGACCGAGAGCAGCUUUGCGGCGACAUCACACCGUGCAGCUUCAGCUUCGAGAUCAUUCUAGAGAAUCCAAUGGAGUUACACCCCAUUACCGUCGAGAUAUUGGAUGAAAAUGAUAACGCUCCUCAUUUUAACAAAAAAUACGUCAAAUUAGAAAUUAGCGAAUCAGCUGUUCUGGGUGCGCGGUUUGUGUUGGAAAGCGCAUAUGACCCUGAUGUUGGAAUGAACGGUUUGCAAAGCUACGUUUUAACACCGACUGACAGUUUUAUUUUAAAACAACACUCAAAUCCGGAUGGCAGUAUCUAUCCGGAGAUGAUUCUUCAGACGUCCUUAGACAGGGAGGUAAAGCCUCAUCAUUCUCUAAAGCUGAUAGCAGUGGACGGAGGAAAUCCGCAGAGGUCUGGUACCGUUGAUAUUGAUGUCACUGUGUUAGAUGUAAACGACAAUUCUCCGGUUUUUAAUCAAACCGUGUAUAAAGCAAACGUAAUGGAGAAUGCGCCUGAAGGAACGCUCAUCAUCACAGUAAACGCAAGUGAUGCAGAUAGCAGCUCCAACGGAAUAAUUGCAUAUUUCCUGUCAAAUACGAAGGGUGAUGUUGCAACUCUUUUGCGCAUUGAUGAGAAAACGGGUGAAAUUUCAGUCUCUGGAGAGAUAGAUUACGAAAAAUAUAAAAGGUUUGAGGUUAGAAUCGAAGCCAGAGAUCAGGGUGGCUUAACAGACUCGUGUAAGCUUAUUGUGGAAGUAAUAGACAUUAAUGACAAUGCACCGACCAUUAAUAUUAUGUCAUUCACUAACAAUAUCGCUGAGGACUCCGCUCCAGACACGACUAUCGCUAUAUUAAAUGUCAAGGAUUUAGAUUCGGAUGACAAUGGUAAAGUCAGUUGUUUUAUAGAUGGCAUUGUACCUUUUAAAAUUAUUUCGUCACUAAGAAGUUAUUAUACUUUAGUCACGGAUGCUAUUUUGGACCGUGAAACAACUUCAGAGUACAAUAUCACAGUAAUAGCUACAGACUCAGGCAGAUCUCCUCUAUCCACAAGGAACAUUUUUAAUGUAAAGGUAACUGAUGUUAAUGAUAAUGCACCCUUUUUUACAGAGAGAGUUUUUAAUGCAUACCUCUCAGAAAACAACCCCUCUAGUGUUUCAAUUAUCAGUGUCAAAGCUCAUGAUCCAGAUGAAAACCAAAAUGCUCGGAUAUCUUAUAUACUAGAAGAAAGCCAACUGGGCGGGUCUCCUGUAGCAACAUAUGUUUCGGUUAACGCGGAGAGCGGGGUUGUGCAUGCAGUACGUUCUUUUGAUUAUGAGCUGAUCAAAAACAUUCAUAUAACUAUUAUAGCGCAGGAUGGUGGCUCUCCUCCUCUUUGUAGCAACGUGACCGUGAACAUUCUCAUCCAAGACCAGAAUGACAACGCGCCUCAGGUUCUGUAUCCGGUCCAGUCUGGUGCUUCUGUGGUGGCUGAAAUAGUGCCUCGUUCGGCAGAUGUGGGUUAUCUGGUCACUAAAGUGGUGGCUGUUGAUGUGGACUCUGGACAGAAUGCCUGGCUCUCAUAUAAACUGCAGAAAGCCACAGACAGGGCGCUGUUUGAAGUGGGCUUACAGAAUGGAGAAAUAAGAACUGUACGUCAAGUGACAGAUAAAGAUGCUGUGAAACAAAGGCUCACUGUUGUAGUGGAGGACAACGGGCAGCCCUCUCGUUCAGCUACAGUCAAUGUGAACGUGGCGGUGGCGGACAGCUUUCCUGAAGUGCUCUCCGAGUUCACUGACUUUACGCACGACAAGGAAUACAACGACAACCUGACUUUUUAUCUCGUCUUGGCCUUGGCUGCAGUCUCGUUUCUUUUCAUAACAUGUCUAGUCGUCAUAAUAUCUGUUAAAAUCUACAGAUGGAGGCAAUCUCGCUUGUAUUAUCAAUCAAGUCUCCCAGUUAUUCCGUACUAUCCGCCGCAUUACGCAGACACCUUGGGCACAGGGACGCUGAAGCACGUGCGUAAUUAUGAACUUUACAGCACGACAGAUUCCAGAAAAAGUGACCUUAAGUUUGUCAGACCUGCUAGUCAGGGUGUGUUGAUAGUGGACCCCAGUUCUACAGGUACAAUGCAACGUGCGCCCAGCGAGAACAACAUCAUGGAUGCACCAGAUUCAUCGUUACAGGUGAGUGUCUCACAAGAUGAUAUGGCUAUUCGCGAUAUUUGUCCAAAUGGAUGUGCUUGGUGCCGUGUUUUCUUCCUACGGCAGUGGCAAGUAUUAUUUUUCAUCUCGAUCUGCUCUCCUUUUGCCAUCUCUCAAAUCCGGUACUCCAUUCCUGAAGAAAUGUCUAAAGGCUCGCUCAUUGGUAAUGUCGCACAAGAUCUGGGGCUCGAUUUGAAAAGGCUUCGAGCGGGCCGAGCGCGUAUCGUGACCGGAGAAAGCACUCAGUACGCAGAGCUGAAAACAGACAAAGGGAUUCUAGUCGUGAGUGAGAGAAUAGACCGAGAGCAGCUUUGCGGCGACAUCACACCGUGCAGCUUCAGCUUCGAGAUCAUUCUAGAGAAUCCAAUUGAACUGCACCAGGUAACCGUAGAAAUCAUAGACGUAAAUGAUAAUUCCCCUGCAUUCGAGAAAAACAAAAUUAAUUUUGAAAUAAGCGAAUCUGCGACACUUGGUUCCAGAUUUGCAUUAGAGAGUGCACAUGAUCCUGAUGUAGAAUUGAAUUCGUUGCAAAAUUAUAUUCUCACAAGGAACGAUUAUUUCGUUUUAAAACAGCAUUUGAAUCCCGAUGGUAGUAGAUAUGUCGAAAUGGUUCUUGAUAAAGCGUUAGACAGGGAGGAGCAUCCUCAACUCUCUCUGAAGCUAAUCGCUGCUGAUGGCGGAAACCCGCAGAGGUCUGGCUCUGUUAAUAUCGAUGUUACUGUUUUAGAUGCGAAUGACAACGCGCCUGUGUUUAACCAAACCGUAUAUAAAGCAUCUGUGAUAGAAAAUGCACCGAAGGGGACUUACAUUACUACCGUUAAUGCCACCGAUGCUGAUAGUGGAUCAAACGGGCAUUUAAUGUUUUCCUUCUCUGACCUGAAAGAACAUUCGAGAGAUAUUUUUAGCAUCGAUGAAAACACCGGUUUGGUGUCUGUUUUAGGAAAUAUUGAUUUUGAAAAAGACAAACGUUUUGAAAUCAGAGUCAAAGCAACAGACCAGGGGGGUUUAACAAGCACUAGUAAGCUUGUAAUUGAAAUUAUGGAUGUAAAUGAUAAUGCGCCUGUAAUUAACAUCAUGUCUCUCUCGAGCCCGUUGUCAGAAGAUGCGCCAACAGGUACUACUAUUGCGGUGAUUAAUAUUAAAGAUUCGGACUCUGGUAGAAAUGGACAGGUCACGUGCUCUAUUGAUCGACAUCUCCCAUUUACUAUCAAAUCAUCCCUCUCUAACUAUUAUAAUUUAAUCACCGACGCCUUUCUCGACCGAGAAACUCAGUCGGAAUAUAAUAUAACCGUAACAGCGACCGAUUCUGGAUCACCUGGACUCUCCAGCUCUAUGACUCUGCGGCUAAUGGUUUCUGACGUUAACGAUAACGCGCCAGUUUUUGAGCGAAAUAGCUAUUCCACACACGUGCCUGAAAAUAACGCGCCAGGUAUGUCCAUAUACAGUGUGACGGCGCGAGAUUUAGACUGGAAUCAAAACUCAAGAGUUUCAUAUUUUUUAGAAGAUACUUAUAUUGGAGGAUCGCCGAUUUCCUCUUGCGUGUCCAUAAACUCCGAGAAUGGCGUGUUGCAUGCGGUUCGCUCGUUUGAUUAUGAGCAAAUUAAACAGCUUAGUUUCGUUGUAAAAGCGCAAGACGGAGGCUCGUCCCCUCUGAGCAGCAACGUGACAAUGACGAUUAUUAUUCAAGACGAGAAUGACAACGCGCCUCAGGUUCUGUAUCCGGUCCAGUCCGGUGCUUCUGUGGUGGCUGAAAUAGUGCCUCGUUCGGCAGAUGUGGGUUAUCUGGUCACUAAAGUGGUGGCUGUUGAUGUGGACUCUGGACAGAAUGCCUGGCUCUCAUAUAAACUGCAGAAAGCCACAGACAGGGCGCUGUUUGAAGUGGGCUUACAGAAUGGAGAAAUAAGAACUGUACGUCAAGUGACAGAUAAAGAUGCUGUGAAACAAAGGCUCACUGUUGUAGUGGAGGACAACGGGCAGCCCUCUCGUUCAGCUACAGUCAAUGUGAACGUGGCGGUGGCGGACAGCUUCCCUGAAGUGCUCUCCGAGUUCACUGACUUUACGCACGACAAGGAAUACAACGACAACCUGACUUUUUAUCUCGUCUUGGCCUUGGCUGUAGUUUCCUUUCUCUUUAUCGUGUCCAUCAUAGCCAUACUGUCAGUCAAAUGCUACAGAUGGAGACGUGAGCGGAUGUAUUUCAAAUCUGGCGGGAAUCUGCCGGUUAUUCCGUAUUAUCCGCCUCUUUACGCAGACGUAGGGGGCACAGGAACUUUACAGCACGUGUACAAUUAUGAGGUUUGCAGAACCACUGACUCCAGAAAGAGUGAUCUGAAAUACGUCAGACCUUGCAGUGAGAGCAUCAUUAGUCUGGACACCAGUGGAGCACAGACACUCCCGCAUGCGCAGAGAGACAAACUGACCAAUGACGAUUCUUUUGAACAGCAGUUCUUCCACUCAUACCCAAAUUUGGGCUUCUGUGUUCUGCGCUUGUCUUUGAUUCUCUGUCCAUGGUGCUGA
Messenger RNA from Xyrauchen texanus (razorback sucker), 12490 nucleotides. RefSeq lists its product as uncharacterized. Gene Ontology annotation, cellular component: plasma membrane. The record is from RefSeq and is a predicted model, not a curated record. Gene Ontology annotation, molecular function: calcium ion binding. Gene Ontology annotation, biological process: homophilic cell-cell adhesion. The transcript is spliced from 6 exons. The coding region runs from base 131 to 12490 and encodes 4119 amino acids. Lineage: Eukaryota; Metazoa; Chordata; Actinopteri; Cypriniformes; Catostomidae.